AUUUUUUCUUUUUUGCAUUGCUUACUAUCUGGUGGGGAGCCUGUGGAGGACGAGUCAGGAAGGACUGGGUUAUUUUCAAGAUGGCGGCCCUGACUGGGUUAUGGUGCCGAGGUAAUUUGCUAAAUGUCGUAUGUAAUCAGUUGAGGAACCUAGCCCUUGCCCAAGGACCCGCCGCUAGACUCCACACAAGUGUGUCACGUCCAGCUACCUUUUCCAUCAGCCGUGCUGUUUGGGGCAAAACACCGGCAGAAAUUGAGGAAGAAAAAGGCGUUCCUGAGCCAGAGAAACAGAGUAUACACCAUUGUAGACGGAGUGUGAGAAGCGGCCCAAGGAAAAUGAACCUUGUGGCUCGGCAGAUCCGCGGACUGUCUGUUACUGAAGCCAUCAAGCAGAUGGAAUUCUCCCCAAAGAAAGCAGCAACUACUGUGAAAGAGGUGUUACAGGAGGCACAAAACACGGCCCAGAGGAACUAUGGCAUAGAGGAUAAGGAAAACUUGUGGGUUGCUGAAUCGUAUGUCGGCAAGGGCAAGUACUUCAAGAAGCUCCGCUACCACGCCCGGGGCCGGUUUGGAAUCGAGCAUGUGCAUUACUCGCACUAUUUCCUGGUGCUGCGAGAAGGACCACUACUGGGGAAAAACAAACGACGCAGACUUAGACACAUGACAGAACUCGAGGAGAUCCGUAGACACCCUAGGCGCAUCCAAAACUCCUUGGCUUGGUGGUAGAAGGGUUAGAUCAUUAACAACUUGGUUAAUAAUAGCUUUUUUCAUACCAGGCGUUUUACUUAAAAAGACACGAGUUGCAUUUGAAAAUCCGACUAGGAAAAGAAAUAAGGAGUACAUAGUAAACUAGAUUUGGUAACCCCCCUAUCCACUGUAAUCCCAAAUUGUAAAUCUAAUUCAGUUUGUUACUGUCGAAUGAAAGUUAUGUCGCAAUAGGAAGUUUUAGCGAGGACAUUGACAAACGCUAGAGGGGGAGGGGGGGAAAUAUAUAUAUUAGGUGUUUUCACGUCAUAGUUUGGAGGAAAACGGUUGAAAUAUGCCAGACAGAAGCAUUGCCACAUGCUGAUAUAGACUUUGGCAUUGUUUUCCUUGCUGUCGUCCUUGCUAAAAUUCCGAGCUGUGCAGACUCGCCGAAAUUCCCAAAACUGGAUUAGUGGUAUCGUGGUUCGUGUAAAGCAAAACAUUCAACACUGCAGUUUUCCUUUAUCUCCGAGCAUUAUGGUCGCAAGGUGUAAAUGAGACUAUUAAAUCGAAAAUUAAUGACA
Molecule: messenger RNA, 1267 nt
Organism: Nematostella vectensis (starlet sea anemone)
Lineage: Eukaryota; Metazoa; Cnidaria; Anthozoa; Actiniaria; Edwardsiidae
Product: 39S ribosomal protein L22, mitochondrial
Exons: 6
Coding region: 81-725 (214 amino acids)
Biological process (GO): translation; ribosome assembly
Cellular component (GO): ribosome; mitochondrial large ribosomal subunit
Molecular function (GO): structural constituent of ribosome
Source: RefSeq, a predicted model, not a curated record